Messenger RNA from Penicilliopsis zonata CBS 506.65, 225 nucleotides. RefSeq lists its product as hypothetical. The transcript has 3 exons. Bases 1 to 225 code for a protein of 74 amino acids. The record is from RefSeq and is a predicted model, not a curated record. Lineage: Eukaryota; Fungi; Ascomycota; Eurotiomycetes; Eurotiales; Aspergillaceae.
AUGUCCAAACGCGUUAUCGACCCGCGAUCAAUGCAUCCCCGUCCCGCCCGUCCAGUCCGUCCAGCGCAGGGACAGGUGGAUAUCCGGCAGACAAAAGAGUACAAAGCUGCUGCGAGGAAAUGGACAUCUGUGAUUGUUGCGCUGCCUAUUGUUUUCGUGACGAGUUAUAUGUUAUUCGAGCGGACGUACGGGAGUAAAAGCCAGAAACAUCUGCAGGAGAGAUGA